AUGGCUGGGGGAAAUUGUACAACAGUGAAUGAAUUUGUCCUCCUUAGCUUCUCUGCCUUGCAACCCAAGCUUCAGGCACUGCUCUUUCUUGUGUUUCUGACUAUUGAACUCAUCACCUUAAUGGGCAAUGCCCUUAUUAUACUGGUCACUACAGUUGAUUCUGGCUUGCACAGUCCAAUGUACUUCUUCCUCAGGAACCUGUCUCUCCUAGAGAUUGGCUUCAACCUGGUCAUUGUUCCUAAAAUGCUGGGAACCCUGCUUACCCAUGAUACAAAUAUCUCUUUCCUCCACUGUGCUGUUCAGAUGUAUUUCUUCUUCUUCUUUGGUGCUUCAGAGUGCUUUCUUCUGGCAACUAUGGCAUAUGACCGUUAUUUGGCCAUCUGUGACCCCCUACGCUAUCCAGUCAUCAUGAGUCACAAGGCUUGUGUACAGCUGGCUACUGUCUCAUGGUUAUCAGGACUUCCUGUGGCCACAGUACAGACGACAUGGCUCUUCAGUUUCCCAUUCUUUGGCUCUAACCAAGUGAACCACUUCUGUGAUAGUCCACCUGUGCUGAAAUUGGUCUGUGCAGACACAGCACUCUUUGAGAUCUAUGCCAUUGUAGGAACUAUUCUGGUUGUCAUGGCCCCCUGCUUAUUGAUCUUGGGCUCUUAUGUUUGCAUUGGUUCUACCAUCAUCAGGAUACCUUCAGCUGAGGGAAAACGUAAGGCCUUUUCCACCUGCUCUUCCCAUCUCCUUGUUGUCUCCCUUUUCUAUGGGCCUGGGAGCCUUACCUAUUUCCGACCGAAGUCCAAUAACUCCCCAGAGAGCAAGAAGUUACUGUCACUCUACACAGUGGUAACCCCAAUGUUGAACCCUAUUAUCUAUAGCCUGAGGAAUAAAGAGGUAAAAACCGCACUCUGUCAUAUUCUCCACAGAGCCCUGGGAUCCCGGAAAUUUUGA
This is a messenger RNA of Phascolarctos cinereus (koala), 942 nucleotides long. Lineage: Eukaryota; Metazoa; Chordata; Mammalia; Diprotodontia; Phascolarctidae. The record is from RefSeq and is a predicted model, not a curated record.